Molecule: messenger RNA, 1867 nt
Organism: Saccostrea echinata
Lineage: Eukaryota; Metazoa; Mollusca; Bivalvia; Ostreida; Ostreidae
Exons: 5
Coding region: 178-573 (131 amino acids)
Source: RefSeq, a predicted model, not a curated record
CAGUCAACCGUAUCCACACAUACGACUCAGAUCUGGAGCCCCACUCCAAGAUGCAGUGAUCUGUCACGUGAGGAAAUUGAUCGUAUCGUCUGUUCACUACAAAGAGUUCCCGUCGGGGUCGGGAGAGGAAGUAUUGGGCCCCGGAAUGCGGGAGACCAGUGAAAAAAAAUCCAGAAUAUGGCUUUACACAAGACAAAAUCGGAAGAUGAAAUCGAGAUGAUAGAAAUACAGACUAAAGAUACAGAUGAAGGAUUUGAGAUCAUUGAAAUCCACAAGCCAAAGUCUCCGAAGAUACAUGUCACAAGAACCAAAAACAACAACGAAUCCAGCCAUAAUGAUAAUAUCGAACUCUUGCAUGAAAGAAAAGACAAGUUAUCGAAUUUGGCAGCUUCCACUGAAAAUCUGGCAAAUCAGACGCAGCAAUACCGAGAUAAUAUGAAGGCAGUUAAUAAGGCUCUGGCUGGACGCUAUAGACUCUCUAACCGUCGUCUGACCAUUGCUAUAAUAGUUAUUACCGUGCUGGUAGUGAUUGCAGUAGUGAUAGCUAUAAUUGUACUCACCAAAAGAUCCUAGCAUAAAGACCAUCUUGUCACCUUGGCCUGUCCUUGCCUUCUUAUGUGAACAUGAGAAGUAUGAAUAUGGUCAUAAUACAUUUUUCUCAAAUUUUAUCUGUUUUCAAUACAUUCCGAAAAGAAAUGUCCAAUUAAUUCUACAUAGGUUUCUUUUUUGUCGAUAUUUCUUAAUUACAUCUGUAGGUUGAAUGUUUGAGGCAAAGAUAGAGAGAACAUAUGUCUGUUAGUCACCCGUCUACACAGUUGAGACGAUUUUUUUGUUAAUCUGAUUGUCCGUCUGUAUAUCAUAAAGUGGGUUUGUCUAACGGUUUCGUAAUGUUAUCAAAAAAAUUUAAGAUGGUUUCGAUCAAAAUUGGUACAAAGAUGCACAUCCUCCUCAUAUGUAAAUUAUAGAGAUAGUAAUAAAUUAUAGAGAGAGUGAAUUGUCCUUUCAUGAACAUUAUCCUUGCCAUUUUUAAAGCGUAUUUAUCACCCUUUCUGCAUUUCUUAUUAUACACAAUGGCAGUUAGUAGAUUAUAAAGAUUAUAAAGAUACCAGUUGUACAUCAUUUGCAAGGAUAGACAUGUGGAAAAAUAAUUCUUCGUCUAUAUGUCUCUCUGCAUGUAUACAUUUUUGAAAUGAUGUCAGAUAUUUUUAUUACAUUUAUACCUUUGUAAGAAUAAAUAUUUUAGUCCCUCUGACAGCAUUUUGGAAGAUAUACACAUUGGUCUUGAAACAACUUUUGUCUCAUAUGUUUAAUAUUUCCCUUUGAGUUAUUAAUUAUUAAGGUUAUUACUGACUAACUCGGUAAAUGUGUACCUUUCUAGUUAUAUAAAAAUUAUGACAACAUUUUUGAAAAUGCCAUCUCUUAAAAAUGCAAACUAUUUUCCACGCUUCACUUUUUUUAAAAGUAUUUAUCUUUAUUGAAACUGGUUUGGGGUCAACUGGGGAUUAUAGCUCUUGCCCUCUUUUCCUCCUCUUAGAUGAAAAUACUUAACGUAGAUUAUUAUGCUUCUUUUCAUUCUAGAUUUAAAUGUUUAAAAUUGUUCUUCCGAAAAUGUAUAAAUGUUUGAAUCAUUUGUUUUACCAUGUUUAGUUCGUUUUCGAAUAUUAUUAAAUACUUGUCUAACAAGGUAUGUAUACAUGUGUCAAUGAAACUAUUCAACACAAUUAUUGUACAAUUAAGCAAGUUAUAUGUUGGGUUGCUUUUAAUACCCUCUUGAUUUUAAAAUGCUUUUGUAAUAUUUUAGCUUUAUAAAAAUGACCUCAUUUUGAGUUAGUGCAAUAUGAACCAUUUUUGCAUAUUUAUAUUAAAU